UUUUUUUCUCUAUUAAUGAAUGGGCGUAAGCCCCAAAAUUUCCCAAAAAAAACCUGCUGCCGCUUGGCUCACUUACAACCUCUAAGUAAACAUUUCGAAAGAUUACCUGGGAAUAACGUCUACAUUCUCAACCGGUGGAGGGCGGCGCCUAAUCGGAAGCAGUUUGUUCGAAGGGUGACCGGCAAUCCGAGGCAUGCGAGAAUGCUAUCGUUACCGUUCAGUUCAUUCCCGCCGCCAUCUGCCGCUGGCGGUGUACCAGCUGGCAGUCAACUCCCUCUUCCAUGCCCUUGGCUUCCCUGUUCCACUCAACGAAAGAGUAACCACCGAUUGGAUCUUCACGUCUCAAAAAUCCUGGGGGGAACAACCGUUUUAUCUUCUUCAUUUGGCGAGGUUUCUCCUGUUAGUACCUUCACUGCAAGACAAGCGGCCGUCGCCGAAUUGAAGGAAUCUGCAGACUUGGAAGCUACUCUCUCUAGGGUGAAGGAAAUACUGCGAGUUCAGGAUUUAAACAUCAUUUUGCGAUAUUUUGGGGAGUUACGAAGGUGGAUAGAAGUUAAUCAGCUUUUUGAUUGGAUGCAAAAGGCUGAGAUGCUUAACUUUGCAUCUUAUAGCAGUUUUAUCAAAUACAUGCGAAUAAGCCGUAAUCCUAUGAAAGCUCUUCAAGUUUAUGAUAGUAUUACAGAUAAGUCAACAAGAGUAAACCUGUCCAUUUGCAACUCUAUUCUUGGCUGUAUGGUACAAAAUGGAAGAUUUAAAAGCAGUAUGAAGUUGUUCUGUAAGAUGAAGGAUGAUGGUUUAUUGCCUGACUUGGUCACAUAUAGUACGCUGUUGGCAGGUUGUGGCAAAGAGGCAGAUGGAUAUGCAAAAGCAAUACAAUUAGUCCAUGAGCUUGAGAGCAGCGGCUUUAACAAGGAUGCUGUAAUCUAUGGCAGCCUUAUAGCAAUUUGUGCUUCAAAUAAUCUUUGUAAAGAAGCAGAGGAAUAUUUUAAGCAGAUGAAUGUUGAAUGCUGUGCUCCUAACAUAUUCCAUUACAGUUCUUUGCUAAAUGCUUAUUCUGUAAGCAGAGAUUAUGUGAAGGCUGAACAAUUGAUAAGGAAUAUGAAAUCUUCAGGAAUUGUGCCAAAUAAGGUUAUUUUGACGACUUUAUUAAAGGUUUAUACUAGAGGUGGUCUUUUUGAGAAGUCACGUGAACUUUUAGCUGAAUUAGAAGCUCUUGGUUAUGCUGAGGAUGAGAUGCCGUACUGUUUAUUAAUGGACAAUCUUGCAAAGGCUGGGUGUAUGGGAGAAGCAAGGGAAGUAUUUAUAAAGAUGAAAGAGAAAAGGGUGAAAUCAGAUGGUUUUGCAUACAGUAUCAUGAUUUCUGCAUUUUGUCGAGUUGGGCUGCUCCAAGAAGCAAGGCAACUUGCUAAGGACUUUGAGGACAAUUACGAAAAAUAUGACCUUGUUAUGCUAAAUACCUUGUUGCGGGCUUACAGCAAUGCUGGAGACAUGGAAAGCGUGAGGAAAAUGCUAAAAAAAAUGGAUGAUCUUGCAAUAACUCCGGAUUGGAAUACAUUCCAUAUCUUAAUCAAGUAUUUUUGUAGAGAGAAGCUAUUUCAUCUUGCUUAUCAAACUAUCGAAGACAUGCACAGCAAAGGGCAUAAAUUAAAUGAG
Molecule: messenger RNA, 1653 nt
Organism: Dendrobium catenatum
Lineage: Eukaryota; Viridiplantae; Streptophyta; Magnoliopsida; Asparagales; Orchidaceae
Product: pentatricopeptide repeat-containing protein At1g10910, chloroplastic
Molecular function (GO): protein binding
Source: RefSeq, a predicted model, not a curated record